Chelonoidis abingdonii (Abingdon island giant tortoise) is the source of this 3383-nucleotide messenger RNA. Lineage: Eukaryota; Metazoa; Chordata; Testudines; Testudinidae. The record is from RefSeq and is a predicted model, not a curated record.
UGGGCUGGGGGGGGGGGGCAGGGAUCUACCUCCCCCUCCUGCUGAGAUGGUCUCCCGCUUGCCUGUCGAGAGACCCUCACAAGCUGUGACCCAGAUUCCCUGCACAUGCUCGCCCGGCUGUGCUCGGCCACGUGCUGCUGGUUAAUUUCACAACCCCCCAGGCCAGACUGAAGCAUGGGUGGGUGCAGCUCAUCCCACGUGACGCUGGUCGGGGUUAACCCAGGUACCCUGGGGAAACUGCCACCCCAUCUCCCUCCACUUCCAGCCUGGUCUGCACCCUCCUGCCCCCCGUCCCCAGUGGAAGUUCUCCCAAAACUCCACUCUGGGCUGCCCCGAGCCCCCAUGUCCCUUUUCCCGCUGCAGCCUGGCGAUUUACACAGCCCACCUUGCUCCCGCCAGAGCGGCCAGUCUCAUGUCUUCAGGAUCCGUGCAGUGUCCCCCGACCCGCUGCCUCUGCAACCGUGCGCCCCAGAAUCCUGGCUUCCCCUCAGUUCAGCCCGCCGCCCCUUAUACAAAGCACAAACCAAGCUGGAGUUUUUUGAAAAAAGGCCCAAGGUGAAGAGUCUGCUAAAAGCCAGGGGGAAGGCUUUGAAAACAAGCUUCUGGGCAAAAGGAAAACAGAUUUGGCAGUUGCGGGCCUGCCCUUAUUAACAGUCCCUUUCCUGGCUGAUCAGGGAUCCCCUUGUCGACAGCCCUUGGCCACCUUCCAUGAGACACUUCUGCUGGCAGAGGAUCACCGUAAUGGAGCACGUCUGUGCCCUUUUUCCUCCUCCGCCAGGCGCUGACUUUUAGCCUCCUUUCAGCAUCAGGGCGAUUCGCGAAUGUCCUGGGGCUCUGAGGCUCCCCCGUUCAGAGUCCAUUCUUGGGUGCUCUCAGGCCAGCCCUGGCUCCAGACUGCAAGCACAGGGCCGGGCGGGCUGGGAAAAGGCAGAUAGAUCGUAUGCUUGGCUGGGGUUAGCUGUGACCCUCAGUUUCAGCAGUUUCAGAAGGGAAUAGUCUACCUGUUACCUCCCGCUGAAAAUAUGUCCUGUACAAACAUCUCGCUUUGCUCCUCCCUCACCUUGGGGAACUAACGUACCUGCCUGCGCAUAUCGGUGUCAGUCCCCGUCGUCCCGUUCGGGCCACUCAGCCCUGUUCCAAACAUCCUUCAUCAAGCAUCACUGCUCCCAAAAGGGAGGCAAAUCUGAGCCCCCUCGGCUUUCCCAAGCAGGGAAAAGCAGCGACUGGGGCAAAGCAGAGCUCAGGCGAUUCCCCAGAGCCACACUGCAGCCAGCUGAGACCUGCUCCCCCCAGCACAGCAGCAUCUCCCAUGUGUGGAUCGACCUGACCCCCUGGGCAGAGUUGGUGCAGCGGCGACAGUGCCUCUGGCUGGCUCCACCAGCAGGGAUUGAACCCACAACCUUUGCAGCUGGCUCCUUCCUGUUUGUCACCUCGGCCAGGUGGUUUUUGCUUAUGUUGCUGGGCAAACAGACUUGCUUCUCCCUCGGUCUGAAGCUGUCUGGCGACCCCGCUGGACAACACUUCUGCCUUCGAGGCACUUUUGGGAAGGAAACGGCUCCUCCUCCCACCUCUCCCGAAAGGGCCUGGAUCCGGGGCAUCCCAGGAUGCGUCUGGUGCAGAAGUCCCUGUGCCUGCUGCUGGUGGUCACCGCAUCCCUGGCCCUGCUGUACCUGCACGUCUGGUCGCCCAAGCCCUACAGCACGGUCGACCUGCGCAACCGGCCAGACCGAGCCCCCGAGCAGCUGCUGGGCGAGCCCUUGCUGGGCCCCUCCAACAAGUUCGCCCACAUCCCCUUCCGGCUCAAGGAGGAGAUCGUCGAGCUACUGCCCAGGAAUUCGUGCUCGUGUGAGGUGGCGUCCGGCGGGAAGCUGCCCUUCCCCAAGCAGCUCUUCAGCCAGCUCUACUCGCUGGAGUUCGCCGCGGCCUUCGGCCCCGCGGAGCUGGCGCAGAUCCACAGCAGCCGGGAGCUGGAGUACCAGAGCUACCGGCAGCGGACCCAGUCUCCAGCUGAGCAGCUGCUGAUCGUCAGAGCCAACUCCCCGCUGGAGUACCCCGCCCAGGGCGUGGAGGUGCGCCCACUCCGGACCAUCCUCAUCCCAGGGCUCAGCUUGCAGGCAGCCAGCAGUAAGCUGUACAAGGUGACCCUGACAGCCACCCUGGGCACCUUCGACGUGGCAGCAGUGGUGGAGGCAGUAAAGGCGCAGGGCGAGGGGGAGACACGUCUUUCGCUGUCGGCCACCCAGCUGGACAACCUCAACCGCCAGCUGCAGUUCAUCACCUAUACCAACACGCUUUUCCACCCCAACACCGCGGACACAGUGCAGUUUGCCACCGAUGGGCACCAGGCGUCUUUCACCAUCCGAAUCCGCCACGCGCCCACGCCCAAGCUGUAUAACCCGGGCACCCCAGGCGACGGCGGAGAUUACAACAUCAGCGCCCUGGUCACCAUCGCUACCAAGACCUUCCUGCGGUAUGACAAGCUGCGGGCGCUGAUCGCCAGCAUCCGCCGCUUCUACCCCACGGUGACCAUCAUCAUCGCGGAUGACAGCCAGCACCCCGAGCCCGUGGGGGGGCCCCACAUAGAGCAGUACUUCAUGCCCUUCGGCAAGGGCUGGUUCGCGGGGCGCAAUCUGGCCAUUUCCCAGGUCACCACCAAGUACGUGCUGUGGGUGGACGAUGACUUCAUCUUCACGCCCCGCACCAGGAUGGAGAAGCUGGUGGACGUGCUGGAGAAAACCAGCCUGGACCUGGUGGGGGGCGGAGUGCGGGAGAUCACGGGGGUCACCACCACCUACCGGCAGAAGAUCAGCGUGCAGAUGGGGGGCGAGGAGGGUGACUGCCUGCAGACACGCCAGGGCUACCACCACCUCCUCGAGGGCUUCCCCGGCUGCGUGGUCACCGACGGCGUUGUCAACUUCUUCCUGGCCCGCACAGCCAAGGUGCUGGAGGUGGGGUUUGACCCCCGGCUCAGCCGCGUCGCCCACCUCGAGUUCUUCAUCGACGGGCUGGGCGUGCUGCACGUGGGCUCGUGCGCCGAUGUGGUGGUGGAUCACGCCUCCAAGAUCAAGCUGCCCUGGCAGAAGUCGGAGAGCGAGAAGCAGUACGCCAAGUUCCGCUACCCCACCUCGGGCGACAGCAGCAUCAGCGUCAAACACGGCCUCUUCUACUUCAAAAACCGCUUCAAGUGUAUGACAAGCAACUAGCCACACCGGGCUACCAGCCCCACCCUGCCAGCGAGCCGGACCCCAGGGAGAGCCCCCCUCCAGAGCUGGGGCUUUUUAUCCUUGUACGAGGCCAGGGAGCUGACCCCUGCUACCCCAGCUCUCCAGUGCCUCCAGCCCCAGUGCCAUCCCUACGCCCUGUUGUCUCCAUGGGGGGGCGGG